GGCGAACUUCACUGCGGUCGCCAUUUGCGCCACGAACGCUGGUAGAUUGUCUUGUGUGUAAAAUUGUGGAAUUGGAGGUUAUAGUGCUAAUUUACUAGUUAAUAGUGCAUUAAAAUUAUCAAAAACAUUUUGAAGCAAGUCAAUUGAGUGUUCAAUGUCUCGUAAGCACGAAAAGUGUUUCGAAUGAUUGCCGGGAACCCCAGAAAUGAAGAUAGUCGGGACACAUACAAAUUCAACUAGAAAUCUUAUGACAGCAGUGCCUCUAACAAACCAAACCAAUUAUUUUUAAACCUAAAUCUAAAUCUUUUUAUAAUAAGUGACAUUGUGCCAGUAUUUAAGCCGUAUUAAAAAUUAAGUAGUUAGUUUUUUUUGUAAACUGAGUGUUGCCAGUAUGAAAAUUCCGGAGACUUCAGCUAAUGUUGGUGCUUAUUAUGGGAACGAGGAAAAUGGACAGUGGCAGCCAAACGGUGUUAUAAUUGACAGCGGAGUGCCCGGUGGAGUAGUGGGCAGUGGGGACGGUCUGCACCCACAGCCUGUAUACCCUGUACACAUACCAAGAGGACAUGUACCCGGCUACGUGAUGGCGGGCGCGUACUACGCAGGCGCGGGGUACGGCGCGGCGCCGGCGCCGCCCGACGACUUCGCCGACUACAUGUGGAUGGAGAACGAGGAGGAAUUCGACAAGCAGGCUGUGGUUCCGCAGGUGAUGCAACAGCUCGAGGAGGAGGCGCUCAUGGAGCAAUGCAUAGAGGCCAUGCUGGAGGACGAGCAGAGGGAGCUGGAGAGGCACAACCCCCACUAUCCUACGACGAGUAAUGGCAACCCGUCCCUAUCGCUAGAAGAGACCGUGUCCCGAUCGACGCUCAACCCUCUCGCUGCCGAGUUCGUACCCACCUUCGUGCCGAGGGGCGCACGUACAGAAGAAAAGAAAGUAGUAGAAGUAAAGAGCACAGAAGAGACACAGAGAGAGCCCAGCGAAGGAGCGGAAGAGGCGCCGCAGGUCACGGUAGAUGUCAAAACAGAAGAUCCCCUCCCACCAGUAGAUCCGCCGGAAGUGAGCGCGGCCGACGUCCAACCCAUAGACAAAAAACGUGACAGCAAAAAGGACAGUAAAACGAGACCAGAGACCAAGAAACCAGUCAAAGCGGACCCCAAGAAGACCAGCAAACCUGCUGUCGUCAAAUCGGAGACCAAGGUGGCGCCUAAAAAGAAGGAAGUGAAAGCAGUGAAGAGUGAGCCUAGGUUAGAAGAGAGGGAGAAAGAAGAUGCGCCAGUGAUUGUCGCUGAGCUGCCUAAGGUGGCCCCCUUGCCUGCCCCCGCCCCCGCCCCCUUGCCCUCGGAGCCCGCGGGGCCCAAGCCCAUCAACUACGCGGCCGCCGCGCGCGCCAACAAACCCCGCGCCGUCACCGCACCCGCACCCGCACCCGCACCCGCACCCGUCACCGCACCCGCCACCAACACCACCGCCAACACCAAGAAACCCAUCGUGCAGAGAAAAAACAGCGCCAAGUAACACCCCACCCCCCCCACCCUCCUGCUGCUGACUGCCGGGUAACAACACGACCUCAUUCUACAUACGACUCUCCGCCGUUUAUAAUAAGGUACUAAAUUAUAAUUCGCUUCUGCGACCAUGUGAAUUCCUUUACGAUUUUGUAGAAAAUUGGGUCUGGAAAGGUUUAUUCAAAAAUGAACCUUGUGCCGUUUGGGUUAAAGUAGCGAGUGGAACGACGAGGAUUUAGGAGUCGUUUUGUAACAAACUCGUGUAUAAGUUCAGUAGGAAUGGCUAAAAAUGUUAUUUGUGAUAUGCCUUUGUUUCAUUUUUUUUAAUAAAUUCUAGUUAUUCAUAUUAAUAAGUAGUACCUUGACAACUAAACGUAUACGUGAGAUUUGGGCAUAAUAGAACUUGUUUUUGAAAUUUCUAUUGAACACUAUUUUAGAUGAAUCAUUAUCGAAUAAAUAUCACAAACAUCUAUAUAAAAAACGAAAGUGACAUUAUACACGAGUUUUUGAAUUGUUUCACUUGGGGAUAUAAAUGGCUGUCCUACCACGCUGAAUUCCAGAAUAAGUCGUGUUAACGCAAAUUAUUCUGAAUUUUCUUACAAAACGAGAUCACAGAUCAUAAUGUGGUACAUUUUAAUAUUUAAAAGUCAAUUUUUAUAAUAAUUAUCAACUGAAAUUUUCUGGGAAGACGGUUUAAGACUUACAAAUUUUAAUGGGAAAUCAAGUUGGUAUAACUGUUUGAGCAACCCGCUGCAGCGUACGGAGAAGCGUGUUUUUAAAACUAUGCGUACGGUCGCCCCACAGUAUACGAACAUCAGUGUUGUGUGUUUAAGUCUAAGGCAGCCUUUCCACUGAGGCGGAGAUGAGAGGAGACAUUGGAUUACAACAACGCUAUUGGUUGAUUUCCGCUGGUCUCUCAUUUCGGCCUCAGUGGAUAGGCAGUCUAAGCCGAGACUUAAUACUCGAGCCUUGGAGUCUUUAAAACUAGGCAUAACUCACAACUGUACAUGUUGCAUACAUUUUUUUGAUGCAGUGGGUACCUUUAAGAAUACUAUGACCUUGGUGUGGUAUGAAUAUCUUGGACUAUAAUGUUAAGUUGUUAUUAAGAUAUAUUUUAUUAGUUUUAUUAAUAUGAUUAGUAAUUUUUUUUUUGGGAAAUAUAAUAUGAAUAAUUGAAAAAUAUUUUUUCGUUGAGUUGAAAAUUUUGGUGUUAAAAAAUGGGUUAUUGCCACUCACAAGUGUAAUAAAAUAAUGUUUGACAUAUAUGUAUGAAUAAUGGCUUGAUGACUAAAUCCAUAAAAAAUUAGAUUUAUCUGUUAGAAAAAAUUGUUUGGUAUAGAGUCAUAGUUCAUCUAGAUACAGAGAUAUGUAAGGUAGGUUUUAGUUCUGCAUAUCGCUUGAUAAUCAACAAAAAUUCAAUCCACUAGAUUUUAAUUAAAUUAAAUUCAUUAAAAUUAAAAUUAUUUAUUUUGACUAACAGGGACUCAUAAUUACAAUAAUAUUAUAUUACAAUGUGGUGGGCCAUUUUAUUAAAUUUUGUACACUAAGCUUUUUUUAUACAUUUGUAUAUCUUAUGUUAUUUCCGCUCAGAAUCAUGAGCUCUUUCGAUUGUAAUGGGAGAAAAGUGCCCCAAAACUUCCAUACAUUUUUCAUUCCUUCCAUUCUGUUAACGUCAUACAAAGUUUAUGAAAAAUGGAAAUGGAAUGGAAAAGUCUUGGGACACAUAAUAGGAAUCAGCAUAAAAAUUUCAAAAUUAAAAAAGUGUACAACUUUAAAUAAGAAAAUUGUAUUCUCAGACUUGCAUCUCUGUAUUAAAUAUUAUCAGGCUAAGUUUUCAAGUACUCGUGUUAGUGGUUUUGGCCUUUUAAAAAAAUGUACAGCCUUUAAGUGUAGUGUGAAAUAGUACGAUAAUUUUAAUAGUAUGUGAUAUUUCUUGUUACUGCCGAGUCCGUCCUGUUUUGCGUAUAGAUGUUGUGUGUUGUGUUUUUUUAGCACGUUUUUCGGUCAAUCAUGUGCUUGCAUAGAGUAGUUACAAAGGUGUGUGUAAAGUCCCUAACCUGCUUUAGCAAGCGUGGGGACCUGGAGACAGACCUAACUCUCUUAAAGAAAGGCCUGUGCCCAGCAGUGGGGCAUUGUGUUUGGGAUACUUUUAGGGCUGCAAGGUGUUUUAAAUUGCCACAAAAGAAGCAAUAUUGAAAUGCAUUAGAAAAAUAUUAAAAUUAGUACCUAGAUUUGGUGAAGGUAUUUAAAUUUUGAAAGUGUGUGUUUAACUCACAUUUUUAUUAAAACACGUAAAAUGCAAAAUAGCACGGGCUCGCGGUUUUCUUGCAUUUUUCUUUGAAGGAGGAACGGAAAAAAAAUAAAAAAAAUAAUGUAUAAAAAGUCCUUAUUAUUAAUAAAAUAAUUAGCAAAACGAUAUGUGAAUAUAAUAUUAGUUUAAAAAAUAUAUUUUUAGCAUGAGAUUUUUAUUAGAAGAAAUAAUAUGUCAUGGAUACCAGACGUGUUGCGAGCUUUUUUUACGUUAAAUUCUUUUUAAUCCCCAAAUUUUUGCUUUAAAGCCAAAAAUAUAUCUAGCUACGAUGUACAGCCUUUAGAUUAGCACAGCAGUGAAAGCAUGUCACAAACGUCAUAUUUCUUCUAAUAAUAAUCGCACCAAAUAGCCUAUAAAAUUAAGGCUGUCCAUAACGAUAGUUUGUAAAACAAUUAAAAAUAUUCGUGUACAUUGAAUGAAAAUUAUUAAAAAAAGUUCAUUUUUAGCACACCGGGCGACUAGGUACCUAAGCCUUACACAAGUAAAGUUAAAAAAACACAUCAGCAAUAAUUUCAAAUGAAAAUCACUUUUUAAUUUACAAUUAUAUUGUCAACAACAAAUUUGAAUUUAUUAGCUAUUGAGUGUUUAGCAACCUUAAGAUUUCAAGGCUACUUUAAUUAUUAAAAAAAACCUCUAAAAGCAAUAUAAAAUUGGCCUAACAUUUAGUAAUUUGAUUGAAGUUUAUUCACGUGUCGUGCCCAGAAAAGAGACCUCAGCUAACGCCAUUAUUAACAAUAAUAUGUGCAACACGGCAUCUUUUCUUUAUAACCGACACAAUUAUAUUAAAAUUUUAACGUGUUAUUCAUGUAGUCCCAGCGUGUACUGCAGUCAUAGACAUAGUACAUACAAGUAGUUAUAGACAUGAAACCGAGCGACCAGGGGUAAGAGAAAGACAUAUUCAUGUAUUGACAGUUUCAUGUAUGGCAGCAUAAUCCUUUUUCUCUUUCACUUAUAAAUUUCGGUAUUUCGCCAUCGCCUCCUUGCUAUGAUGCCAUAACUCGACCAUGAAAAAAUGCCCGGUCGGUGAUAAAGACAAAGCAUGCCACUAUUUCCUCUUAUAGGAAUCGCAAUAACACUAUCUUUCUCUAUCGAAGAGUACACCUCUUGACUACAGUACACGUCGCACGCUAGAGACGGGUGCUCCUGUCGAAGACCCUCAAAACGGAUCGAAACAUGUCGCCCAAUUUUCGACUUAAAAAACGUGAGUAUUAAUAUAUUUAUGUUUAUUCUCAUUUGUCCCCGCCGGGCACAGAUGGGAACAAGUGCAUUCAUAUAAUCAUUCCCAUCUGUCUCCUAUACUGCGUACUGUCUUGUAUAAUGGCGGUCACAUGGGGCAGGGACAAAUGACUAUAUAUUUAUUAUGUUUGAGUCGAACGACACAAAUAUUAGGUUAGGUACCAAGACGUCGCGCCGGUUAGUAGAAGAUACCUCUAGGGUAGACGUGUGUUAUUUUUAAAAAGACAGGGUUAGAUUGUAAAUUGUGUGUAUGUACGAGGCGAAAUUAAAAGGGUUUGGAAAAAGUCGCCAUUUAGGGCCUGUUUCACAAUGUCCAAGUAAAGUCCUGAAUAAGCUACUUGCCACUUAUCUGACGGAUAAAGUCAUCGUUGGCGUUUCACGAUCUCCAAAUAAGCUUUAUCUGCUGGAUAAAGUGCUUUUUUUGUAGGAAAUUUUAUCUGGCAGUUAAUUUAUUUGUUAAUUAGCUAUCCAAUACUUUACUUGGACAUAGUGAAACAGGCCCUUAAACUGGUGUCACUGGUUUCUGAGUAUUAUUGUCCGCUUGCAAGUUGCUUCACUGGCACUAACAAUACUACUAUUAGGUACUAACUUGUGCCCGUGUUUUCGUCUGCGUAGAAUUCGUUAGAAAUUUCAACCCAGUUUUACCUUAGGGGUUGAAUUUCAAAAAAUCCAAAAGAAAAGCUUGACAACGUUGGAAGAAUAUAUGUUUAAAAUUUCAACAAUUUUAAGGCUUCUAAUUUUGUAAAUCAGUUAUUGAAAACUGGUCUAACCGUUUAAAUGUUGAACAUUAAUAAACAAAAUUGGUACAAAUGGCGAUAUUUUUCCAAUCCCUAGCAAAAUCUGAUUUAUUCCUUUAUUAUUGUUCGGAAAUCUAAUUUUAAAAUUAAGUUGAUCGUAGUUUUUUAAUUAUGUAGUUUCCUCUAAAUAUACUUGACUAUGUUAUUAUUGUAUAUUUAUAUUUCAUGUGUGUAUGUGAUACUGAAAGCUGUAAAUAUUGUACUAAAUAUGGGGCAUUUUCUAUGAAAAGGGACCUUAUUGUCGAUGGCGCUUACGCCGCACAGCGUCGCGCGGCAUUGUAUUUAUAUCGGAGCAUCGUUUAUAAUGGCGUAAGCGCCAUCGACAAUAAGGUCCCUUAUAGAAAAUACCACAUAUGUCUGAUGGUGUUGGGACAGUCGUAAAUAUGUAUACAAAAUCUGCGCCUUAACCUAUUGAAAUAAGGUGCGUACUGCCACAUUAAUAUAGGGUAAAGACCAGUGUUCAGACCUCAGUCAGCCUUUUUCGUCUAUGGAUAUAUGUAUAAAAUUGGCUUCGAUUACCGCGAUAGUUACUCAUAAAAUAAAACUUAUUUUAUCUGAUUAUAUCGCGUACCUGUCUGUCCACUAGUGCUUUACCAAAUGCCAUAAGUGUUCUAAUAUACACAGUAGGACUGACUUUUGAUGGCUCUCAGACAGUUUAAAGUGAGAUUUAGACUAGCAAGAACUUGCAUGCAAUUCUCAUUACAUUGCGGUAUCUGAUAAACAUUUUGAAUGCAGUUUACCUUAGUAGUCAGCAAUGUAACGUAAAUUGCAUGCAAGUUCUUCCUAGUCUAAACCUCGCUUUAGGUUGGGCAUAAACACUAUGUGCCGUUUUUAAGCAAAAGGUAUCUUAUUUUCGGUUUUCAAUAAGGCAUUAUUGCCUAAAAUGCAAUUAGAAAUUAUUAUCGACAAUGUGGGUACCAUUUGAUUAAAAGGUUAAAAGCCACACAUAUGUAUGUUAUGUUUCGUGUAAAAAGGGCCCCUAGGGCGAUAAGCAUCGUUAUAUUGACGCUUUUAUAACCCUAAGUUCCCUUUAGAUGUGGAACGACACAAUCUUUUUUGUAUCACAGACACACGCGGUCAGAGCUCAUUGUUUAAGUUUAACAUUUGAAUGAUUGAAAUAUAUUUAAAUUAUAUGUCACAACACAACUCACAACUAACUAUCCAAUAGGCAUGCUCUGUUGUUUUUGAGAUUAUAAAAAAAGUGACACUGUUUAAAAUAAUUAUAUCGCGUGUGUAGUUAUAAAGAAGCUAUUCCUACAUUAAUCACAAAUGACAAAAUUUAUUUUGAUAAAACGUGUGAUUUUUUUCGUUUUUUUUAAUUAUUAUAAAAGCGAAAAACAGGUCUCAUACAAAUUUUUAAAUGCUCCUAACUCUUACAAUAAUGUAAAAAUCGAAAAAAAAAUCUAACUGUCGGGCAUAGCUGUUUUUUUUAUAUUAAAUUUCAAUAAUAUUAAUAUCCAGAGAGGAAAAUGGGGAAAGUAAGUCGUUUGUAUGGAAAGGCAGUUUCGGGGCAGUCGUCCCCUUUCGUCUUAAUGCAUUUGUCCCCAUCGGAGAUAGUGGGGAUUAGUGAAAUCAACCCCUCAAUAUACUAUACGUUAUAUACUAACAUUCAAAUCAACUUAUGUAUAUUUACCUCCUAAGGGUCACGAUCCUACAUAUAGCACUAAUUACUUCAAUAAAAUUUAAACCCUUUACAACCUACUUCAAAAAGGGGGAGGUUCUCAAUUCGUCGGAAUCUUUUUUUUUAUGUAUGUCCAUUCCAUUUCAAAGCAACAGAAAUUAAAUCUUAUGUCCUACACUAUUGAACUUUCAAUUUUUCUUAGGUAUAUGAUAAGCCUUAGGAGGAUAAAAUACUCGAUGUCAACAAGACGGGGACAAAAGGGAAUACAUUAUGUCGUUCAUAGAUGGGUAAUAACUAUUUCCAUUUGUCCCUGUAGGCUGGUGGGAAUACCUCAAAAUAGUUUAAACAAAAUCGCAAUUGAUGCAAUGUAAAAUUAGGUUAUACACGCGAUAUACAAUCAUUAUUUUAACAUUUUAUUACAGAGUAACAUUUCCAAAAUUGAAUUGUACAUUAUUCGGACUGAUUCAUAUAAAUAAAUAACUGUUUAGUUUGACGUUUCGCUUUCCUAGCCUAGUUGUAUGAGUAGUUAAUGGUGUCAGCAUAUAGAUCCUUUUUGACCACAUAGUAGCCACGGAACAUUUUUAAUACUCUGUAUUCAACUUUUUACCGCAUAAAAUGCGUGAUUUAGUAAGAAUAUAAACUGAUUUCAAGAUUCAAAUCUAUACUAUUAUGGAAAAUAAUUCCUUUUUGGUUUUCCGUCUGAGUGUGAUCGAACUGAGUAAGUUAGAUGUUGCCUUGUUAUGUAGAAUACGGAAUAUAUGGAUUUAACAUAAUAAUAAAAUAAAAAAAAGUAUGUUUUAUCAAACUUAUACAAUUUCAAGAGAAUUAGUUGAGAAAUGCGACCAGACUUCGCAUUCGCUCGUCAACUAUAUGCUGGUACCAUUUAUUCAUAUAUAGAUUAUAAUUAUAGGUUGAAUGACCCUCGAUGUAUCUAUUUUAUAAUUAUGUUCCAUGUUUAAUGGUUUUCACUGUAUGAUAUCCUCACGUUAAAUUAUAGUUUAUAAUUAUUAUAACGGAGUCACGGCUCCAUAGGAGUGACAUUAUGAAAUAUAAGAACGUUGCAAUAAAAUUGUAAAUUGAAUAGUA
Cydia strobilella is the source of this 8551-nucleotide messenger RNA. It is a transcript of the gene Paip2, whose product is annotated as MICAL-like protein 1. The record is from RefSeq and is a predicted model, not a curated record. Gene Ontology annotation, molecular function: mRNA regulatory element binding translation repressor activity. The transcript is spliced from 10 exons. Gene Ontology annotation, biological process: negative regulation of translational initiation. Lineage: Eukaryota; Metazoa; Arthropoda; Insecta; Lepidoptera; Tortricidae. The coding region runs from base 392 to 1513 and encodes 373 amino acids. Gene Ontology annotation, cellular component: cytoplasm.